ACAAAGUUAAAUUUCACUCAUAAAGACGUGUUAAUGCGUCAUAACAUAAAAAAAAAUUGAGAUCAUGCGGGACUUGAAUGUAUGCGUCCAGGAUAUCGGUCUAUUGUAUGGACUUUGUUAUUAUCUUAAAUCGUAGAGCCUCUCUCUGACUCUACAGCCAAAAUCGAGUACAUAGGAAAAAUUUUAAAGACGGAAGUGAGCACUCCUGUUUUUCGACCAAGACUGUGAGCGCUGCGCAUGCAUGUCAGUUUUAGAAUGUUUAUUUACUUGUGUUAUAUAUGCCUAUGAGUUCUUCCCGAAGAUACAGAGCUUUAAUCUGCCUCUUAGUCUAUCCCGCUGCGGAAUGGCAGCGGCAGCAGAAGCGACGGAGGACCGCAGCGGCGGAGCGCUAACAGGUGACGGGGAACCUGAGGAGGCCGAGGACUUCACCUGCUCGGCCUACUGCUCCGAGCUCUCUCGGCGGCAGAACGAGCAGAGGAAGUCGGGGCUUUUCUGCGACGUGACCCUGGUCUUUAGCUCCGGAGGGGUGUCUGAGGAGGAGAGGGUCCAAACCUUAUCCGCCCACCGCUCGGUGUUAUCCGCAGCAUCGCAGUACUUCACGCUGCUGCUGGGCGGUGACUUCUCGGAGUCUCGGUCGGGGCGAGUGGAGCUCAAAGAAUGGAGCUCACCAACGGGACCAGACCCAGACACUGUGGAGAGUGUUAUACAGUUUAUGUACACUGGACAGAUCAGGGUGACCACUGCCAAUGUGCAUGAAGUGUUGGAAGUGGCUGACAGGUUUCUGUUGGCCCAGCUGAAGAACUUCUGCGGAGAGUUUCUGAUGAAGAAGUUGAAUUUAUCCAACUGUGUAGCGGUGCACAGCCUCGCCCACAUGUACACCUUGGACACGCUGGCCUUGGGAGCAGCCAAGACGAUUAGAAGAAACUUCCACAAAAUAAUCAGCAACGAGGAAUUCUUCACGCUGCCAUUUCACCUGGUCCGGGACUGGCUGUCAGACUCAGGGAUCACUGUGGACUCUGAACAGGAGUUGUUUGAGGCUAUAGUAAAAUGGGUGCACCAAAACACAGAGGAGAGAGGGAAGCAAUUUGAGGAGCUGUUCAAACUUUUACGGCUGCCUCAGAUUUCUCCUACUUACCUGAGCAGGGUGGUGAGGAAGGAGCCCUUAGUGGAAAACAAUGCGGCCUGUCAGCAGCUGGUGAUGGAGGCCCUUGAGGUCCACGCUGUUCACUUUGAGAACCUCAAGUCAGCUGAUUUUGAGCUCUGUGCCUCCUAUACGGCAGCAAUCCAGCCACGACUCGGCCAGAACAUGGAUGUAAUCAUGGUAGUGGGUGGUGUUUCAGAAGGCGGGGACUAUUUGAGUGAGUGCGUGGGCUACUUUGUUGCUGAGGAUCGUUGGGUAAACCUGCCCCACAUUCACAACCAUCUCGACGGACACGCUAUCGCAGUCAAUGACCACCAUGUUUAUGUUGCAGGCUCCAUGGAACCAGGUUUCGCCAAGACGGUGGAGCGCUUCAACCCCAACCUCAACUCCUGGGAGCAGGUCAGCAGCCUGACAACCCGCAAGCACUCCUUUGGCCUCACAGGUGUCAAAGACUUACUCUACAGCAUCGGUGGCCAUGGCAACUUCAGUCCAGGCUUUAAGGACGUUACUGUCUACGAGCCGGAGCAGGACGAGUGGCACAAUCUGGAGCCAGCACCGAAGAUACUAAGAGAUGUAAAAACAGUGAGCAUAGAGGACCGCUACAUCUAUGUGAUGGCAAGGACUCCUGUAGACAUGGACAAUGAGGACGGACUGAGCACUGUGACCACCUGCUACGAUACAGAGAGUCACAAGUGGCAGGAAGUGGACUCCUUGCCGCUUGUUGAUAAUUACUGUAGUUUUCAAAUGGCUGUCGCAUCCACCAACUUCUACCACACAGCUUCUUGUUGCUCAAAGAGCUACAAGGUAACACUUCAGGAUGCUCAGCAGACAAUAAGCAGAGACAUCUCUGAAGAAAUCCUGGACAGCCUCCCUCCAGAGGUCCUCAGCAUGGAGGGUGCUGCUGUUUGCUACCUGGGUGAAGACGUUUUCAUCAUUGGCGGCUGGAGGAACUGCAACAACAUGGACAAGCAGUACCGCAAGGAGGCGUACCGUUACUGUGCUGAGAGGAAGCGCUGGCUUCUGCUGCCACCCUUACCCCAGCCCCGCUGCAGAGCCGCAGCCUGCCACGUCCGCAUCCCGUACCAUUAUCUCCACGGCUGCCAGCACUACCCCAUGCCCCAGAACCUGGCUCGCCAGCGGGACCGCAUGCAGCAGAUGCAGCAGCUCCACCGACGCACCCUCACUCUGCGCAGACAGCUGCAGUCUCAAAUCGAAUGUUGAGAGAUUCUUCUAGUAAGCACUUAAUCUGCUGAUACAUGCCUUGCUGUUACCACGUAACCUUUGUCUUAUUUUUUGCCUUUAUUGAGGUCAAAUGUCUGCAUGGAUUGACCUGGGGCUGGUUAAGAUAAAAAAAUUAAAAUAUAUAUAUAUAAUUAACCGGAUGUGCUCUUAAUUUAUCUCUUACAUUUUAAUUUUGGCCUUGCAUUAUUAACCUAUGCCUUAUUCUGCCAGUAAAUCAAACUGAUUGUUGUCUCAUUUCUGAAAAUAUUGAUGUCAUUGCCAAAACAACUUAGCCCAGCUUUAUGUGCUCUGUGUUAACACCUAAUGAUGUCAACAUGGUGUGGUGAAAAACAGUUGACCUUUUAGGUUUAAUUAAAAUGUUGUGUUUGGAUCUAAACUUUAAAGUAAUGUUUGUCUAUGUUUAUUGUCAUGUUAAUUGUUGUUAAUUAUAGGUGUGUGGAUAAUUAACUUACUGUAACAACCAGAUGGGCUUUCACUAUUUUACUCCUCCAGCUACUUUAAUGUUUCUUCUACCUCCAGUUUCCACCAUGUUUUUUUUUGCACUCUAGGGCUUCACACAUCUAAAUAAUAUUGUACAUAGUGUGUAUGUUGCGUGUGCCCUACUUAAAGCGGUCAAUCAUAAUAUUUGUAGCAAAACUUAAGUAUUCAGCGCAGCACAUAUUCAGGAAUUUAUGUUAUCCCCUUCUUAAAACAUAAGCUUGCUUAAUACAUUUUUGCACUAAAGUAAGUGCAUUACUUUUUCAUAUUGUACAACACUUGGCCAUUCCAAUGGAUAUGUAUAAAUGUGUAUGAUUUAUUUUAACAAAAUGUGCAUUAUUUGAUUUUACAGGUCUAUUAUUUAUUUCCAGCUAAAUUCUCGUCCCAUUCGACUUUGUUAAGACACUUACUUAUGACUCAAGGUCUUUAAGACACUGGCUUUGUGGACUAAUUGGUUUUGUUUCCUUUGUGCUUCUCGCAGAAUUGGCACUGUCUUACUUUGUCUUACUGCACUUAGAAAUGUGUGUAAAACAAUAAACAACAAGGCUUUUUACGUGCACAAGGUCUUCGAUAUUCCCAAUUGUGCCAACAAAAACACAGCUGCUCAUUAUUAAUACAUUUGAAGUUACUGUUGCCUGCACUAAAGGGACUUUAUUAAGUUAAUCACUGUAAAGUGUUGCUUUCUGUUUUGCUUUCUAUUAAUAUUAUCUAAUAAGGCUUUGCUAGGCUAACAGUGUUUCAUACUGUUUGUAAUGUGAACCGUAUAAAUUGAUCAGUUCUAUGUGGAUGUUAUAAUUUUCUCAAGAAUGUAUUCUCAUAAACCCUGAUUUUAGUCAAUGGCAUUCGUCUAACCAAGUUGUAAGUUUAUUUUUUUCUGGGUAUAGAUAUGGAUUUUGUGAAAGUUUCAUUCCAUUCGUCUGUGCAAGAGAAAGUGUACUGACAUUUGCAAUCAAUUAAAAACCAGUUGUCAUCUUUGA
This is a messenger RNA of Trematomus bernacchii (emerald rockcod), 3837 nucleotides long. RefSeq names its product kelch-like protein 11. NCBI's taxonomy places the organism in Eukaryota, Metazoa, Chordata, Actinopteri, Perciformes, Nototheniidae. The record is from RefSeq and is a predicted model, not a curated record. The transcript is spliced from 2 exons. Gene Ontology annotation, molecular function: protein binding. The coding region runs from base 242 to 2362 and encodes 706 amino acids.